AUGCGGUCUGCUCAUGCCCUUCUCGCUACCGCUGCGGUUGUUGCGGCUGGCGCUGUGAAACGAGACGGAACCCCAUCCUGCGCAGAGCCUUGUUUUCAAACCGCUGUGAACGACUAUGGCUGCGGCAAGUGGCUAUCAGACCCAAAGUGUUGCGAGUCAGAAGACUUCCUGAGGCAAGUCGCCCGAUGCCUCAUAGACGACUGUCCAGACAGCGAUGGGUCAACUGCUUGGGAAACGGUGAGGACCGAGUGCCAUACCAUCAUUGCGGAAUGGUCUGAAGCGAAAGAUAUACUUGGAGAUGAUUCAACCUCAACAGUGAGCAGUGAAAGCUCCACGCCGUCCACUACGAGCUCAUCUACCGAGACCGAAUCAUCUGAACCCACUACAACCACUGAUUCGCCCGAGUCUUCUUCGACAGUUCCUGAUUCUUUGACUACAUCACUCUCCGUUCCUACAUUCUUAUAUCCAACUCCCUCCGAUUACCACACGCCCCUUCCGGACGACUAUUAUCCCUUUCGCGACAAUAGUUCUGGCCUGAGUACUGGCAAAAUCGCAGCUAUUGGUGUCGUAGUACCGCUGGUGGUUAUUGUGAUAUUGAUAUGUCUUUUCCAAUGGUUCCGGCGGCGAAGGGGUUACCGGGAUAUCUGCACAGAGACUCCAGAUCCGGAGCCAAAAGCGAUGCCGGACGCUGAGGAACACCCACCGGUGGUUCACGAAAUCGGUGGCACUGAACUCAACGUAAAUGAUAGUGGCCAAUUUCUUGAAUUGGAGGCGAUACCUGCAACACCCAAGCUUGAGACCAGCACGCCCGAUAGCCCAAGGGCUUCUCAGUCCGAACGAGGCCUUGCCGCUUCACCGACUUGGAAUCUACAGGCACCCGAAGAGCUAGAUGCCGCUAGUACUCAGGCUACAAGCUCCAGUCAUCAACGGGGUGGCAGUUCGUCGAGGCUCUCUGAGCCAGCACCAUCUUCAAACCGAGUCUCUGCCGUCUCAGCGGCUCCUCUGAUCCCGCCUAGGCCACCAUCCACACCAGACCCUUCAUCGUCGCGUCGCGUAUCAGCAAUUGAACCACCAGCCGAGCCCGCAUCCGACGAAAGUAAGGAAAUAGAUGGCCUGCUAUCGAAUCUGGCGUCUUUGGAACAACGGAAAAGAGAAAGAGUGUCGCAGCUGCAGAUGCUGCAAGAAGAAGAGGCGGCGAUUCUGGAGCAGAUUCGAAAGAGAGCUGCGGGGGAUUCACCCCGGCCAUCACAGGACCAGACGUAA
Molecule: messenger RNA, 1263 nt
Organism: Uncinocarpus reesii 1704
Lineage: Eukaryota; Fungi; Ascomycota; Eurotiomycetes; Onygenales; Onygenaceae
Exons: 2
Coding region: 1-1263 (420 amino acids)
Source: RefSeq, a predicted model, not a curated record